AUGGGUAACGCCCAAGUCGGACCGACCAGGAACCUCGCCGAUGCCGCGCGCUCCGUGCGGACGUUCAAGAUCGACGGCUUCAGCUCGACUUCCACGGCCCCGGCCACGGUAGCCAGCGGUCACGACGAGUGCAUCGUGGUAUGCUCCAGGUGGAGCGUCGGCUGGCACGAGUGGGAGAUCCGCUGCUACCCUGCGUCCUCGGUGUGCAGCAUGUGGAUGUCGCUCAAGCUCGUGCUCCUCGCCCAUCCCGCCGCCACCGGAGACGUCGUCACUGCGCGCCUAGACUGCUGGCUCGUCGAUCCCGCGGGUUUGGCCGAGCAGUCGGAGCCCAGGACGGUGUCCGCAGCCUUCGCGCGCCACUGCGGCGGCGAGUCGGCGCCGCUCGUGCUGGCGCACAGGCGCGACCUCGAGAUCUCCGGCUACCUCCGGGGCGACGGCACCCUCACCGUGAAAUGCGCCAUCACGGUGCUCCGGGAACAGCGCCCAGGCGUGGACGUGCCCGCGUCGCUUCCUGUGCCGGCACCUAGGGGAGCUCCUGCGGAGCGGGACGGGAUCCGACAUCACGUUCGUUGUCUCCGGCGAAACGUUUGCCGCGCAGCGCACAAGGUCGUCCUGGCCGCGAGGUCACCGCUCUUCAUGGCCGAGUUCUUCGGGGACGCGAGCGACAAGAAGUGCGCGCGGCGCCUGGAGGUCCACGGCAUGGAGGCGGCGGAGUUCAAGGCCAUGCUGCACUUCAUCUACACCGACACGACAACGGAGCUCGACCGACACGACGGUGAGGAGUCGGUGGCGUUGACCUGUGGCCUCCUCGCGGCCGCGGACAGGACGGCGGCCACGAUUCUGAAUCUGGCGGAGCUGAACAACUGCCCACGGCUCAAGGCGAGGUGCGUUCGCAAACCUCUUUUUACCGCACUUUUUGUCAGUAUGAUGCAUGUAUGA
Molecule: messenger RNA, 939 nt
Organism: Triticum turgidum subsp. durum (durum wheat)
Lineage: Eukaryota; Viridiplantae; Streptophyta; Magnoliopsida; Poales; Poaceae
Source: the annotation of a GenBank genome assembly